AUGCUGCACCUCGGCGUCGCCCCGCUGCUUCUGCUGGUGCUGGGGGCCAGCCUCGGGGCCGCCUUCCCCCGGGGAGCCCUGAAGAAGAGCUGCAGCCUGUCCAAGUACCAGUUCCUCGAGCCCAGCGAGCUGAAGGCUGUGCAGAAGAUGAAGGAGCAGUUUGAGGACAUCAUGCUGCUGUCGGAGCGCAAAUGCAACAGCAGGCUCUUCCAUCGGAAAUGGAGCCCGGCGGAGCUGUCGCUGCACCAGCAUGGGGAUCUGGAAGCAGAAUCUCACAGAGGCUUUUCUAAGACACUUGGUGUUCGAGUCGCCUACAAACACUGUCCCCACCCACCUGGCAAAGGAGCAGGGAUCCGCUGCCAUGGCAUAGCCAGGGAGGAGGCAGGCGGCGAGGUUCGAACAGAGGCACCCUCCAGCUUGUAG
Opisthocomus hoazin is the source of this 423-nucleotide messenger RNA. Lineage: Eukaryota; Metazoa; Chordata; Aves; Opisthocomiformes; Opisthocomidae. The record is from RefSeq and is a predicted model, not a curated record.